Alternaria postmessia is the source of this 576-nucleotide messenger RNA. RefSeq lists its product as uncharacterized. The record is from RefSeq and is a predicted model, not a curated record. The coding region runs from base 1 to 576 and encodes 191 amino acids. Gene Ontology annotation, cellular component: membrane; cytoplasm. Lineage: Eukaryota; Fungi; Ascomycota; Dothideomycetes; Pleosporales; Pleosporaceae. The transcript has 2 exons.
AUGUCGAUAGUAUCGCAGACCCUGCAGGGCGCAGUGCUCAGCAUAACUUCGAAUGUGCUUGCGCAAGCCAUAUCGUCGUAUCAAGACGGCACGCCUUUUGCGCUCAAUUAUGCCACAGUCUUCAAGUUCGCGCUCUUCAGCGUACUCAGCACCCCGCCAAACAUUGUCUGGCAAGGCUACCUAGAAGAGCAAUUUCCUACCAAUGUGCCCUCUGCUGCUCUACCGUCCGAGAAGCCAGGCUCGAAAUCCGAUCCCGCCAAGACGUCCCUCAACAAGACCAACGUCCUUAUCAAGUUCCUGCUUGAUCAGACCAUCGGCGCAGUCGUCAACACACUCAUGUUUUUGGCAUAUAUGGGUUAUGUCAAUGCGCAGGGGAAACCUGGCGUCAACGCCAUGGACGUGGUUACGAGCGACUGCGCGAACAAGCUAUGGCCAAUGAUGAAGGACGGAUACAAGUUUUGGCCUGCGAUAAGCCUUAUCAGCUUCCUGUGGGUGCCAGUAGACAAGAGGGUCCUCUUUGGCUGCUCUGUGGGUGUCGUGUGGGGCAUAUACUUGAGUCUGGCAGUGGGCGCAUAG